UUUAAUUAAAAAUGUUACAGUAAUAAUAUGAUGGUUUUUGAUUAUAUAUUAUUAUAUUUUUUUUAAUAUGUCUUUAAGAUUGGUAUAUAGUAAUGUAUUCUUGAUUUAAAUAAAAAUAUUACUAAGAUGUAUUUGUAUAGCAGUGAAUAAAAGGUGUCUUUAAUAUUGGUAUUGGUUGGCAUCCUCUUUUUAUGUAUAUCCCUUUAUAGAAAAUAAGCGAGUGAAAAUAAUGAUUUUAUAAUAUUAAAUUAAAAUUUCAAUUCUAAAAAAAUGUAUCUAGUUUUUGAAAAUUUUUUAUAAAGCUUAAAAUAUAUGUUAUUUAUUGUACACACACACACACCCACACACAUAUUAGUUAUGAUUAAUUAUUUUGCUAUUUAUUUAUUACAAUAUAUCAGCGGUUCUCAAACUGUGUGAGAGUAAUCUAGGGGCUCCGUGGCUCCCUGAGGAUAUCUGUAUUAAUUAAAUUUAAAUUAUUAAAUUAUUAUUAUAUUUCUUAGUUACAUUUUUAUUUUUAUAAUCAAUAUUAUUUGGACCGUACCAAUAUUUAUUAUUUUAAACGUUUAAAACUUUAAAAUAUUUAUAAAUAUAUAUAUUUAUAUAUCUCGACUAUUGAGCACAAGACUGUUCACAAUUUUGUGUGAAGAUAUGGGAAGUGUGCACAAAUCGCUACUUUACCAUACCGAAGUAAGAUGGCUUUCUCGGGGAAAAACACUUGUACGCUUACUCGCAUUGCGCAAUGAAUUGUACAUUUUUUUCACCGAUCACCCAUUUAAUUUACUUACUGAUAAAAUUUGGUUAUUUCGACUUAGUUACUUGGCUGAUAUUUUCACAAAAUUAAAUGAAGUGAACUUAUCAAUACAAGGUAAAAUUACCAUCGUUUUCACGACAAAUGAAAUUCGAGCUUUAAAAAAAAAAAUUAAUUUUUGGGCUGUGUGUUUUUCUCAAUAUAAAAUUGAUAGUUUUCCUUUGUUAAAGGAAUAUUUAAAAUCGAUUGAUGGUACUAUUGAAGAUUUUGAUGAAAUAUAUGGCGAAAUUGAACAACAUUUAAAUGAAAUACUAUCGUCAUUAGAAAAAUAUUUUCCAGAAAGUAAAGAUAUAGAAUUUAUCCAACGAUAUAAUUGGGUUAAAAACCCGUUUUUAAUCAAUGAUAAGCCCGAAGAUUUAUCUAUAACGGAAUUUUUGGUGCAGUAGCAGUAUUACUAACGAAUAUCAAUCUCUGGCUAAAAAAGCUAUCUUAGCACUUCUUCCUUUUGCAACAACAUAUCUGUGAAACCGGAUUUUCAUCAUAUGCAUCAACGAAAACCAAAUAUCGUAAUAAAUUGGAUGCUGAAGCAAAUAUGCGCAUUCAACUCUCGCCUAUCAAGCCAAAUAUAAAAAUACUGGUCAAUAAAAAAAGCCAACAUCAUGGAUCACAUUAAUAAAUAAAUAAAUUUCUAAAAUAUUAUGUUCUUUUUUCUUAUUAAAUUAAUAUUAAUUGAAUAAUUUGUAUAUACUCGUAUUUCACAGAAAAUAAAAAUAAAAAGCAAAUCAUUUACAAUUGACAUCAUUUUUUUAUGAAUUUUUGUUGUCUCAUAUAGACAUUUCUGAUUUUUGGGGCUCCGUAAUUUUUUUUAGAAAUAUAAGGGCUCCGCGAACAAAAAAGUUUGAGAACCGCUGCAAUAUAUAAAACAAAAAAUAUGAUCUUAUUGAUUUUGACUGUUACAUUUAUCUGUUUUUUAUGUAAUACCUAUAUUCUGUAAAUUUAUA
Rhopalosiphum padi (bird cherry-oat aphid) is the source of this 1749-nucleotide messenger RNA. RefSeq names its product zinc finger BED domain-containing protein 5-like. The transcript has 2 exons. Bases 649 to 1194 code for a protein of 181 amino acids. NCBI's taxonomy places the organism in Eukaryota, Metazoa, Arthropoda, Insecta, Hemiptera, Aphididae. The record is from RefSeq and is a predicted model, not a curated record.